Messenger RNA from Cetraspora pellucida, 822 nucleotides. The record is from the annotation of a GenBank genome assembly. NCBI's taxonomy places the organism in Eukaryota, Fungi, Glomeromycota, Glomeromycetes, Diversisporales, Gigasporaceae.
AUGGUGGGUGCAAACAUUCUUCAAGAGUGCAUAGACCAAGGUGGUCAAAUCAUGAGCAUCCAACCGAGUUCUUACACGGUUCGUGUUAGGAUGCCAGAUGGUGCCGAGAAAGACAUUCCGAAUGUAAAUUUUCCAAUUGACUCGAAAUACGUAACUCAAGGAUCUUCCGUGGGAUCUUCUGUGGAAGAAACAACUUCGGAGAUUAGUGAAGAAGAAUUACCCGAAGUUGUCGAAUUGAAAAAGAGCAAAUUUUUGAGAGCUAUGCAAAAUGGCGGAGUUAUCACUGAAUAUCACAAGAAUAAGCGAGGAAAUUACACAAUCCGCGUGAGGUUACCCUCGAAUCAAAUUGAAACCUACUCCAACAUCUCCCAAGAAUACUUCGAUCAAUUCAAAACUGACGAAUCAAUAGAAAAACCCCCACCGUCUACACGUGAACGUCAUCGUAAUGAUUCAUUUGAAGAAGUUAUGAAAAAAGGUGGUCGUAUCGAAGAUUGUAUUAAAUUUCAAUCUAAUUCCGUUUUUGUCUUGAUGCCUGAGGGUAAUAUAGAACAAUUCGGAAACAUCUCUCAAGAAUUACUUGACAAAUACAAAGAGCGUGUUAAGUUGCGGCCUGAACUUGCUAGAGAUAAAAGCGCUGACCAUACACAUCGCAAGGGAGAUAGAUUCUUGACUUGUAUGAGUCAACCUCAGGCGACUAUCAUUGAUAUUCGUCCUCAUCCCUUCUAUUCUGUUCAUAUCAGAACUCUCGAUAAUACGAUUAGGUACUUUACUCAUAUAAGCGAAUACUUGUUAAAGCAAUACUAUGAUCCUGAUCAACACUGA